Salvelinus namaycush (lake trout) is the source of this 1782-nucleotide messenger RNA. RefSeq names its product interleukin-21 receptor-like. Lineage: Eukaryota; Metazoa; Chordata; Actinopteri; Salmoniformes; Salmonidae. Bases 1 to 1557 code for a protein of 518 amino acids. The transcript is spliced from 8 exons. Gene Ontology annotation, molecular function: protein binding; cytokine receptor activity. Gene Ontology annotation, biological process: immunoglobulin mediated immune response; cytokine-mediated signaling pathway. Gene Ontology annotation, cellular component: external side of plasma membrane. The record is from RefSeq and is a predicted model, not a curated record.
AUGGCUGUGAAACAACAGCUAAUCAGCUCACUGGUGUUGUGUUACCUGAUUCAAUAUGUUGCAUGUUUCUGCAAUGUCACCUGCACCACAGACUACAAUACAUCCCUGAACUGUUCCUGCUCAGGCACAGUGCCCUCAUCUCCCAUUCUCCUUGAGGCAGAGUGCAGAGAUUUUGAAGACCAAGUGAAUGAUAGCUGUGAAAUAACACCCUCACAAAGCUGGUGUAUAAUACAACCAGAAGAUUUUUUCAUGUUAACAUUCACUGACACUACUUGUACUGCAAGAGUAAAGCACACAGGAAAAGAAGACAAAAUUAAAACGGAUGACUCAACUGACUGGAAAUUGUAUAAAUUAGUGAAGCCGCAGCAUCCAGUCAAUGUACAAGUGACAGAGAACAUUGACAGCUACAACGUCACUUGGCAGAUGGAUGAAAACUUUUACCUUGAUGGAAGCCUCAUGUACAGGGUGCGGAUUACAACAAAUAAUAACUAUAUAAAGGAUCCAGUCUAUUACCCUGUAAGAGAGGACCAGAGGUACCUAGUGCUAAACACCCUUCAACUGCAACCAGGAACUGAGUAUGUGGCAAAUGUCCAGGCCUCAGUGAACCCUGCGAGUUACUACCAAGGUCCCUGGAGUGAAUGGAGCUCCACCGUAGAAUGGAGGACUACAGAAGAGGAUAAUAGGUUAUGGUGGCAGUGGCCCGUUUUACUGACCAUUCUCCCCUGUUUGAUCCUGUGCUGCCUGUGCUACCUCUUUAAAAUAUUGUGGCCGAAGAGGCUACACAUGAUGAACUAUUCCCCAAGCCCAGAGGACUUUUUCAAGCCUCUCUACCACACAUAUGGAGGGGAUUUUAAGAAAUGGGUUGGACCUGUCUUCGUCUUCAGUGAGCUGGAUCCCUUGGAGAAAAACCCAUCUACACAGAUGAUGACUGAGAAGCAGCUAGACAUCCUCGGGCUGUCCAGGCUGAGUGUGGAGGAAGACAGCAGCAGCAGCAGUGGGGACCAGGGCACCUGUCACUCCGCUGGACACAUCUCCAUCGAUACUGUGAUGGUGUCUGGGGAGGAAGGAGCUUUGUCAGGGAGUUCUUGGGUGACAUACAAGUGCAGCCAAGGUGGGGAAAGCUUCUCCCAAUAUACUGGAGGCAGCAGAGGAGGUAUGGACAGUGAGGCGGAGGGCCCUCUUGGUGCUGGGGCAGAAGAGGAAGGAGGGUUAUCUGGGCAGAGUGGAAGACGGGCAUCAAUGGGCCUGCGUGCUAUGAGGUGGCAGCUCCAGCUACAGGCCCGCAACUAUCAACCAGAGCAGAUUUCAUUGGACUCAGAGGACGGCUACCCUCCCUUGGUGCUGGAUCUGGACAGUGUGGACACCAUUGACAGUGGAGUCUUUGUUGAGUCUGACUGUAGCAGCCCUUUGAACUCUAACUUUGAGUCUGAGAAGCAGAUAGACUCUGCUUUACUGAGUGGGGUAGGCAGUUCCCCUUCUGAAUAUGUCAAACAGUGGGUGACGGGUAACACUAUGCAAGAGGACUCAACCAAUUCAGGACAGAGCAGGACGAUGUGAUGUCACCACCUCUGUCACUGACAGUGCUCCAGCAUAUUUGUGAAAUUCCUUACUUUCCCUGGCAAAGGUAUAUUGUUCAUAUUGUCAUCAUGUUUUUUUUAAAAAGUGGAGUACGAAUGAUUUCUUCCAAACAUAAAAAUGGUUUAUCGUAGUAAUACAAUAAUAUUGUUUGACAAUAGUUGUCAUGUUGCGUUAUGUGAAUAGAUGUAGAUAAGUCAUUUUGGC